Messenger RNA from Ricinus communis (castor bean), 2071 nucleotides. RefSeq names its product omega-3 fatty acid desaturase, chloroplastic. The transcript is spliced from 8 exons. NCBI's taxonomy places the organism in Eukaryota, Viridiplantae, Streptophyta, Magnoliopsida, Malpighiales, Euphorbiaceae. Gene Ontology annotation, molecular function: oxidoreductase activity, acting on paired donors, with oxidation of a pair of donors resulting in the reduction of molecular oxygen to two molecules of water. The record is from RefSeq and is a predicted model, not a curated record. Bases 326 to 1684 code for a protein of 452 amino acids. Gene Ontology annotation, biological process: lipid metabolic process.
CUUGUACUUGCUAUAUUUAAGGCCUAUUCAACGACAAACAACUCAGGCUUAUGGAUAGGCAAAGCAAAUAAUACUUUAUGCAAAGGAAAGAAAUACUAAAAAAAUACAAACUUGAGGUUGUUGUUGAAACAACAGAAGGAUUUGAUAUUUUCAUGUCUUUUAGUGUUAUUUCAUUUAUUUCUUAUUGAUCUGCCCAGAUUCUAUUUUCACUUACUUAUUGUCCCUCUCUCUCUCUUUUCUUUUUAAGGUUGAGAUUUUGAGAGAGAUAGAGUAGCAAAGGGAACUCGUUCUGUAUAAAUAAAGAAAUUCGUUAUCUGGGUUUUCAAUGGCGAGUUGGGUUAUAUCAGAAUGUGGCUUAAAGCCUCUUUCUCAACCUCAAAAAUUUUCCAGAACCAGAACUGGUGUUGUCUCUAACAGCAAUUUUUCAAAGCCUAGGUUUUUACACAUAAGCAAGAGUACUAAUGCUGCUACAGAUCUAAAAAAGCUUCCUUUUGUUAGUUUUUCUAGAGAGAAAACUUGGGGUGCUAAAGUGAGUGCUCCAUAUAGAAGUGCAUCAAUAGAAGAUGAGGAAGAAAAGAAUGGCAGUAUUGGAAUUGAAAAAGAAGAAGCUGAAUUUGACCCGGGUGCACCACCUCCAUUCAAAUUGUCUGAUAUUAGAGCUGCUAUACCAAAGCAUUGCUGGAUUAAGAAUUCAUGGAGGUCAAUGAGUUAUGUUGUUAGGGAUGUUGCUGUUGUUUUUGGUUUAGCUGCUGCUGCUGCUUAUCUCAAUAAUUGGGUUGUUUGGCCUUUGUAUUGGGCUGCUCAAGGAACCAUGUUUUGGGCUUUGUUUGUUCUUGGCCAUGAUUGUGGGCAUGGAAGCUUUUCAAAUAAUAAUAAGUUAAAUAGUGUUGUUGGACAUCUUCUUCAUUCUUCAAUUCUUGUACCUUAUCAUGGAUGGAGAAUCAGUCACAGGACUCACCAUCAAAACCAUGGACAUGUUGAGAAUGAUGAAUCAUGGCAUCCGUUGUCUGAGAAAAUCUUUAGGAAUUUGGAUGGCAUUACCAGGACACUGCGUUUCAGUCUACCUUUCCCAAUGCUUGCAUAUCCUUUCUAUCUUUGGAGCAGAAGCCCUGGAAAAACUGGCUCUCACUUCCAUCCGGACAGUGACCUGUUUGUGAAGAAUGAGAGGAAGGAUGUGAUUACUUCCACCGUAUGCUGGACAGCCAUGGUUGCUUUGCUUGUGGGUUUAUCUUUUGUAAUGGGUCCUAUACAGUUGCUUAAGCUCUAUGGAAUUCCAUACUGGGUUUUUGUUAUGUGGCUGGACUCUGUGACAUACAUGCAUCACCAUGGUCAUGAAGAUAAACUUCCUUGGUACCGUGGAAAAGAAUGGAGUUAUCUGAGAGGAGGGCUUACGACACUUGAUCGUGACUAUGGCUGGAUUAAUAACAUCCAUCAUGAUAUAGGGACCCAUGUCAUUCACCACCUCUUCCCCCAAAUCCCACAUUAUCACUUAAUUGAGGCAACUGAAGCAGCCAAACCCGUGCUCGGAAAGUACUACCGGGAGCCAAAGAAAUCAGGACUUUUACCUUUUCACCUAAUUGAAGAUUUAAUAAGAAGCUUGAAGAAAGACCACUACGUUAGCGACACUGGGGAUGUUUUGUACUAUCAAACUGAUCCUCAACUUAGUGGCACUUCAUCAGAGUAAAACUCAUAUGUCCUUCCUGAACUGUGUUGAAAACAGGGCUUUCUGGUUCUCCAUAGAAUGUCUCUUUGCUUAACUUCAACAAGUCGUCCGGGAUGUGUUUCGGUAGCAUGAUCAGGCGCACUUGGUAUAAAUUAUUUUCCAACGUACUCGUCCUGGGAAAAUAAUUUUCUUAUAGAUGUCUGUUAGAGAUCAUUGUUGGUAGGGAAUUUAUGCCUCCAUAAGAUCAUUGAGGCUGUCUUUUUAGUCAAGGCAGGGAUAUAUAUAUAAUAUGUAGGAUAGUGUGCAUAGUAAUGCUGUAAUUCUUGAAGAGGAAGUCCUAAUUUCUUCAGCAAAUUACAUUAUAUAUUGGUCAAUUGAUUCAUAAUUGAAAAGAACUAAAUUGAUUCA